AUGCCUACUCGCCGUCCGUCUGCUUCUGCAGGUCAACCAGGGAACACAUAUAGUAGCGCCUCAGGCAGGUCACACAAGAGCUCAGACUCAUACCAUGGCCACCCUGGUGCCGGCGCGUCGACGUCCUCGGGACAUCCCCCUCAAGCGAAUCCCGGAAACCCACAGCAACCGGUGGUAGCUGCUCUCGUUAAACGGCUUGGUGGGAAGAGAGACCUGCAUCAGCAGCCCGAGAACCCUACGAUCCAAGUCCUCCAAUCUCAACUGUUUGUCCUCAAGGUGCUGUCACUGGCGAUGGCAUCCCGCUGGCACCCUGACCCGUCGGCGUCCAGGUCGAUGGACGCCAGGUCCUCGGAGUCCUCGACCAUGGUUGACUCCCCUCAAACGACGGGUUCCCGGGCUGCCCCGUCAAUACGCUCGACGUGGACAGAACCCACUCCCAUGGACGAUUCAUGUGCAAAAUACCUUUUGAGCGUGAUGGUCCUGUUUCUACGACAAACCAUGACCUACGACGUCCCUUUGAUGCUCGCCACGAACUCUACCGAUCUCUCUUUCCGCGAUUAUGAACUCCAUGACACCAUGAACAUCACGAUGACCCCUGAGAUGGAAGCCGUGUUGGAGGCUGCAGCCGCCGCUGCAGGUGGCGGCGGGGAUAACGGGGAACCGUCAUUACGCUCGCAGCGGUCAGCUAUGUCUGUAAAGUCCGGCAAGAUGAGCAUCAGUUCCACCCUCUAUUCCACCGUUGCACCACGCGCCUACGAGAAGACACAUCUUUCAUUGCUUCAGAACCCUGCCGCUGUGAAUAACCUCAUCGCAAAGGCAACUGGUCGGGUCAUCUUCCACCUUUCAGUCAUGAAUUGGCCUGUAGUUUACCACAGGCUAAGGGCCAAGAUUCGAUUCCUGGGAGGUACGGCAGAUGACCCCGACCACGUUGACCUCCAAUUGAUGGCAUACUCGAACCUGGAUCGUCCACUACUUGUCAGCAUUCUCAACGAUGUCAGUUCAUUACUGGUCAACAUGGGACGUGAUGCACAGGUUGCUAUCGCCAUCUCUCUUCGAACAGCGCUCUGGAACUGGAUAGAGCGAUACCCUGGUCAAUUUAACGAGGUCAUUAGAACAAGAGGGAAGACGGAAGGCGCCCCGGAACGCGUCUUUGACUUGCUCUACCCGUCGGCCCAUGGAAACGAGAGGAUCCUGUGGCCAUGUCUGAUUUUGCUCAACUGCAUGAGUUAUGACCGCAUCCAAGCCGACGUCCAGUCGUCACAGUAUGGCACCCCCAAACGGAAGGAACAACGAUUUGGUCAAGAACUCGUCCGACAUCUCCACUCGAACUCCAAGCUCUCAGAGGUCGCUUUGGCGUGUGCUGUGGACUUUUGUCGCGUCGCGGCGUUUGUCGAAGGCAACGACGAAGUUCCCAUCCUCCUCAUUGCCUCCGACUUGGCGCACGAGAUCAAAGGAGCCCUCUGGAAUAGCAUGUCAAGGAAAGCCUUCUGGGAGACCUUUGACGAAAUCGACGUUGCACUUUACGCUGACGCCUUGGUUGCUAUCUUCCGUUUCUUACCCGAGGAGGACUCUAUACCCAUCUUCUGUGUCUGCAUAGAGCCAGAACGUUCUGAGGCUGUCAAGACCUGUGUCAUUCGAGCAUGUCUGACGCUCAACCAAGAUGCCGCCCGUAUCAAGAUGCAGAAGCCAUUAGACAGACUGCAGGAUGCCAUUGCUCACAGAUGUCGCGCCGUCCUGACGAGCACGGCGGUACGACGGCCGGAGUUAGAUCAGUACGGCAACGUCAAGCGGAUCUCGAGUCGACCAAAGGGCAAGAGGACGCCAUCAGAGACGCUCAGCGACAAAGAGAUCCUCCUGCUUUCCAUCCUUUCCAUCUGGAGGCAGAGUCCCAUGUUCUUUAUGAAGGGUAUCACGGAGGCAGAGAUGGAGACUUGGAUUACGAUGACCGUGAAGUUGUGGGAUGCUCAGAUGGACACGACGGUCAAGGUUUCGACUGCGAGUUGUUUGCGCAAAGUCACAGAGUUGAGCUUCCUGGUCCCGCCAACGGAUAAAGCUGGAGAACUUACGGUUGAGAGUCUGAAGCGCUCAUUGCCAAUCACGCUCCAGAGCGUGUGCCACAACCUCUUGAAUUCCAGGGCCGACGCCGACGCUCACCAUCUCUGGGUAUCCUUGGCUCACUCUAUCGUUGACAUUUACAGCAAGAGAAUCGAUAUGGAACACGUUCGAGCAAUUCAACUGGAUGAACGUCGAACACCUGCCCUCACCCUCGCGGAGAUCGCUCUGAUGGUAUCGUUGACUGCCUCCGACGUCAACAUCUCACACCUUGCUGCGAAGUCACUGCGACUUUUGGCCCAAGUUGAGCAGCGCCCGAACGCGCCUUCAUCUCCCAUUCUCGGUGAAGAGGAGUUCAGCAAACGGAACUUUGUCUACGAACAGAUCGGUGAUCCUCGGGUAAUGGUGGUAGGAAGAGUGGGGUACCAGAAGCGACUCCGGAAGCUCAUCAGGCUGAUCUCCUAUAGCUCUCCCAUCCAUUCAGCCGUUUGGGCAGAGUGCUACGGUCGAUGGAGGUCUAUUUCUCAGCCAGUGUACGAGGCAUUGAACGAGGAACUCAAUGGGAACACGAGUUUACGAUCUGCGUUUGGUGGACAGCAUCAGGAAUUCCGUUUCCAAUGGCAAAAUUUGACGCUGUUCCUGGCCACGCUCUGCGGUACUUGCACUAGCGAGAAGCCUGAUAUGACCACCCUCAUCAACACCAUCCCCUCCGAGUUCAUGCCUGACAAGAUUCGCGUCUUCCAACAUAUCCCGGCCCUCGCGGAGACCUUCAUUAGCGAUCUGAUUAGCUUGCUGAUGCACCAUGACGCAUUCAUUCGCGACACUGCUCGAGAAGCUUUGGGAUCAGAACUCAGCCCUCGGUUCUAUCCCAAGCUUAUCCGGUUCAUGGACGAGCAAAUGAGGAGUAUCGAACAAGGAGCUGGUCCCAAGCUCAAGGAAGACUACAUUCUGUUCCUCGAUCAAUUCAUCGCUGUCCUCAAGCUCCUCGCCGACAGCCAACACGGUCCUCAGGAAGACACGAUCACCAUCGACAUCAGCUCUCUAAUGCUUUCGAUUGCUGAAUUUAUCGCUCGAUACGAAGAGCCAGCCUCUCAUCGAAUCAAGAUCAAGUUCUGCGUGCUCGCCAAAUCCAUCUGCGACAACUCUGAAAUCUUGACAAUCAGGAAGGACAAUCAAAUUCGCAACAACAUCCUCGACAUUGUGUUGGACUGGCUCCAACCUUUGGCGAUAAUGCCGAACGGAUAUAUGGAGCACGACAUGGCCCAAUCCGAGCUCAACAUGGCUUGUCUUCGGACAGCGGUCAAGCUUCUCGAUCGACUGCAACUUCAGACGACUGAGGUCACGAACUCCGCCGACGAAACUUUGCACGUGGUUUCCGGUCUCUUCAAACGCUACGCGGACCGUUUACUGCAGUGUUUGGACAAGUAUCGGUUCGACGUACCGACCUCGGAUAGCACCUCUGAAUUGGGUUCCGUUCAUCAGCGUAUGAAGACCUCACAGAAGGAAGCAGAACUCCGCGACCUCGUCAUCACAGGCCUUACCCACCUUGUCAGCUCGAAUAGCGAGAGCGGCUUCAAGCAAUGCCUACACCUUGCCUAUGACUCGGAUCCCAGGAAGCGGACGAUCUUUGCUCACGUUUUCGCCCGUGUUCUCGGUGAGGGUACAAUAUUUGAGCCACCGGAAAAGGUUCCACCACCCAACAAGUCCGCUCGUUUCUCUGAUUUGCUUCGUGGUUCAGACAUGGUUCUCGCUAUGACCAUCUGCGAGAUCUGUCCCCCCAGCGAGGUUGACAUGAUCAUCUCAUGCCUAUUAAACGUCUUCGACAGUCGACGUUCCUUGAUGGCUCUCAUGAAGCUCAUCAUUGAGCGGGAGGUUUCGCAAACUGACUCUGAGGCCGCCCUUUUCCGUAGCAAUUCGACGUGUACGAGAUUACUUUCUCAGUUCGCGAGAAUCCAUGGCUACGCUUACCUCCGAAGCAUCAUCGCCCCCCUCAUUCGAACGCUGGUCUCUGCUCCCGAGGGUGAGGUUGCUGGUGGCGGGCCCAAUGUUGAGUUCCUGGCCUCGAUGUUCAUCAACAUCGUCAUUUCCUCGAAGAACAUUGUCCCUCCGAUGAUCCGUGAGGUUUGCGCCCAUAUCGGCAAGACUGUGGCGGAACUGUGGCCAGAUUCCAGAUUUGCGGCCCUCGGUGCCUUUAUCUUCCUUCGGUUUAUCUCCCCUGUCAUCGUUUCCCCUGAAGCCAUCGACAUCGAACUGCCCAAAGACAAAGAUGAUCCAUUGACGAGGAGAGGACUGAUGGGUGUUGCGAGAUUCGUUCAGAACCUUGCCAACCAUGCCCUCUGGUCGAAAGGUGGCGAGGUUCAGGCGAGCCAGAAGGAUCCCACUACGCGGGAGAAUCUUGCCAAGAUCACCGACUUCUUGGAGAACCUACAGGAGAUACCCGCAUCGCAAUCGGAAGAUAAUGAUGUUUGGCAUGGUCUGACCCCGGACGACACCGACAUUAUCGUGCUCCAUCGCUUCUUCGACAAGCAUGCAGACAAGAUUGGGAAGGAACUGCUCAGCCUGUCAAAACCUUCGUCGGAGGGCGACAUCUCUGCGAUCAACGGGAAGCGAGCUUGGGAUGGCCUUUGUGCUUUAUUGGUCGACCUCGGUACACCUUUAGAGGUUCCUCGCCCAUCAUUGGCCAACUCUACCGAGCACCAUGAAUACCUGGACCUGAUGGCCGAGUGCAACGGCCGAAGCACCACUCGCGUUCGUGAUUUGUUUGUAGAGACGGAGCUAGGAGACGAUGAUGCUGCUUACUUUGUCUUCCGAUUCUCGAAGGUGGAUGUAGAAGAUCUCGAUAUCCAGCUGUUGAUGUACCACAUAUUCAAGACCGCUACAUCUGAGCCAUACCUUGAUCGCCCAUUCGAUGUCAUCAUCGACUGCACUGCGUUCUCCUCGAUCUCUGAACUACCACUUCAAUGGCUGAAGUUCUGUGCAGAGGUCGUCCCGGCAGACAUUCGAGCUCGAUUCCGCACUGCCCAUGUUCUCAAUCCCAACCACCUCGCCCACAAGUACCUUCGCCGAUUGUACAACGUCUCUGCAGGCACACCGUACUGCAAUGACAUCCGAGCGUACGUUUCUGUCGAACAACUGCUUGAUUCCGGCGUUCCACCUGAAGUUCUGCCAGCAUUGGAAUAUCCUGUGACGAUUGAACAAGAGCCCGUCGAAGGAUUUUUCCCGUCCAUCACUUUCAAGAAGGAACACAUGCGAACUUCUGUUGAUCUCCAAGUAACGUCUAGACACAUCAAGUUCACGACGGCCAAAGCAUCUGCCAUCUCCCCAGGCUUCGCUUCCAGAUAUGUGGAGAUCAUUCCUCUGUCAGAAGUGCUCGACACCUACAACAUCUUGACCGGCGAACCAACCCAGAACAACGAGUUCAUCAUCCGUCGCCGCCACCAGCACCUCUACUUCUUCUCGACAGAGCGGGAUACUAUCGUCAAGACCAUUCGCUCAGCCAAGGGCAAGCUAAAGGAGAUCCAAUCGCCGCUCACAGAACGAUUCUCCCGCUUCUCCAACAUCCCUGCAACCUUACUCCAUAUCGGUUUCCUUAGUGUCGAUCCUAACGAUGAAGAGCUGCGGGGAGCGGCUUACAACCUGCUGGGUGCAAUCUGUACAUACCUCAAGUACGACAAAUCGCCCAUAGUAGCUCGCAAUGCCGGAUUCAUCCCAGGCGAUCCCUUCACCUUCGUCAACCAUCUUAGCGAGAAGCUCGCCGAAUUCGCACCUCGUCUGACAUUGGACUUCAUUCAUGAAGUUUCGGCAGCUAUGUCGAGUAUGGACCAGAGCGCUGUUGCUCAACGAAUCAACUGCCUCCAUUACAUGAGCCCGUGGAUUCGGAACCUCUCCAUGUUUGUCAAUCCGACCAGUCCUUUGUACGAAAAGUCGGGAACGCGCUUCCGUGAUUGCGUUAGGACAUUGGCGGACCUCUCCUUGACGUACCCCGAGACGUCAUCGACCCUUCAGAAGUUCGUUUGGGCGGAAAUGGCCAAGCUGGAGACCUAUGCUACUGACACGAUCCUCGAUGAACUCGUGCGAGCUGCAAUCGAUGGAGGAAUUGGUACCCGAAGAUGCGAGAUCGUUGCCCAGAUCAUCGCAACACUAUCCUCGAUCAGCGUUAGGAGUCGCCUGUACAGUAGGCUUCGCAGGGCCCUUGGCAAACCAGCUGGCGCUAGCAAGAAGAGUAAUCUUCCACCCAACAGCUUGACCAAGCAUUUCAAUUGGAACGAAAUCGCGACCUUGGUUCGCCUCGUCUCGGCUCUGGGAACAAUGCAACCCAAGCAAGCUGGGAUCACCCAACUCUUCGUACCGGAACUUUGCCAUCUCGUCACCCUCACUGCCGCAGAAGGUCCUUCGCUGGUGCGCAAGUCUGUAUAUGGAACUGUUGUCAACCUUUUGCAAGGCUUGUACAUCUCGCGAUCGGAAGAGCUGUCUGGUCCAGAGUUGAUGCAGCUGAUGGAGACAUGCACCACGCCCGCCACCCUCAAGAUGUUUGGUUUGGCGCGGGACACGCCCACGAGCGAGUACACGAGCUGGGAUCCCUCUUCGGAUCGUGAACAGUUGGAUCAAUUGGAGGGUCUCGUCAAUUUGAUGCUUCGCAUUACAGAGGUUACUUCGGGGUCAAGGGGCCUGCUCAAUAUUUGGAGAGCACGGUGGAUGGGUUUGGUUACUGCAGCUGCAUUCCAAGUCUCCCCUGUGGUUCAGACCCGAGCCUUCGUUGUGCUCGGAGCGCUUGCAAACGCGGACGUCGACGAUGACUUCGUUUACCAGAUCCUCGUGGCAUUGAAGACCGCCUUUUCGAAACCCCCAGACGUCAACAACACCGCUAUCGUCAGCAUGCUUCGCUGCCUUUGCAAGAUCAUCCCCGUACUUCAGCACGGUUCGCGAUACCUUCACAUGUUCUUCUGGCUGGCAGUUGCGUUGUUACAAUCAUCGCACCCCAGCUACUACAACGAAGCUGCCAAUCUCCUCACGAUUUCAUUGGAUGCGUUGGAAGAACGCGGGUACUUCAGGCGGGGUUCCAUGACGCACUUCCUGUUGGAAAUGCGGGCACAACUGGAGGACCAGCAGGAUCUCCUCGACGACCUUUCGUUCAUCUCCUUCGAGCAGCACUUCUCGAUAUCCCUGGCGCACGUCAUCUUCAAAGGAAUGCGGCACGCUUUCUCGAGAGAUGCUGCGGAAAAGGCACUACGACGCCUGCUCACCAUCUCUGCCAAGACGCACAACCAAUUCAACGAUCGCGCGUUCAACGGGUACAGCAGUGUCCUGUGCCCGGACGUGCUCGGAUACUUCCUUGCUCUCCUGCCCGUUUCGACGACCGCGGCGUCGUAUCGAAGGUUGUUGAAGGAGAGCUUGGUCGAUGAUGCCUGGCAUCAAGAUGCAGGGCUUCCUGACGUGGAAAAUGACGAUACCUCUGCUCCGAGGGUUACCCCUCCCUUCUUGGGAAUUAAUGAUUCUGCUACGGCUUUGCUGGUUGCAAUGUUCGCUGCUGUCGCUAUCACCACUGCGCAAGGAGACGAUGCAGAGACGGAGAUGUGGUAUGGGUUGCUUUCGGACUUGGCUACGAGCUUCCCCGAUGUCAUGGCCCUCAUAUAUGAUAGCCUGAAGGACAAGUUCCAGCUCACCUUUGCCUCGUCCUCCAAUCCCAACGCGAUUCGAUCGGCUACCAACAUCUUCCGCGUGUGGUCUUCUCUGCAACCGGAAGGACUGCGCUACGAGAACAAGCCUCGUGGUUCCUCGGCCUCGACAUUGGAGAAGCAGGAGGAAAGGUUCUUCGCGAGCAGAGACCUCUUGAUUGCCCUAGAAGAACUGAACAUGGUCGGACUGGCGUACAACCACAAUUUCCUCCCGCCUGGUCAUAUUGGUUCUGCCAGGGUGAUCCAUUGGAUCAACAACCUAGUGGCCAUUAUUUCAUAGUCGUCGCUGCCCCUCCUGUCGUUAUAUAUAUUAUUCCGAUCUUUGUUUCGUUUUCUGCUGUCAUUUGUCGGUUGUUGGGAUACUUUUGCGGGCAUACACUUUUUUUUGUUUUGUUUUCCAUCCUGUUUCAUGUACACCACGAGUAAAAGGCUAGCACUAAUUCUGUAGCACUAGAACUACGCAAAAGACUCUAUUUUGCGCCCCU
Coprinopsis cinerea okayama7#130 is the source of this 8212-nucleotide messenger RNA. RefSeq lists its product as hypothetical. The record is from RefSeq and is a predicted model, not a curated record. Gene Ontology annotation, biological process: regulation of GTPase activity. Lineage: Eukaryota; Fungi; Basidiomycota; Agaricomycetes; Agaricales; Psathyrellaceae. The transcript has 29 exons. Bases 1 to 8007 code for a protein of 2668 amino acids.